Molecule: messenger RNA, 2178 nt
Organism: Colletotrichum gloeosporioides
Lineage: Eukaryota; Fungi; Ascomycota; Sordariomycetes; Glomerellales; Glomerellaceae
Exons: 1
Coding region: 1-2178 (725 amino acids)
Source: RefSeq, a predicted model, not a curated record
AUGGAGUUGCUUUCGCGAGACGGACACUUGAGGUUCCGCUCCAUGACAGAGCUUCUUUCGCUGACAAACUUCGUUUUCAAGCCCGAGUACCCCUCUGAUGAGUCCGAAGACCCCGUAGGACCUCCUCGAAUCUUUUCGGCCACCGAUGGCUCAGUCAAUGGCCGCGGCUAUCUCUACUCCUCUAGCUUUACAAAUGUCGUCGCUCGAAAGGAUGAAUUCGCUGUUGCCACUCUGGUUGACAUAGACAGUAACUCGCCCAAGGGUGUAAUAGUGGCCAACGUACAACCUGGAGAGAGCUACCAGAUAGCUUUAUCAGCAAAAAAUACCUCUGCAGACGUUAUUGGACAGGUGAGGUGUACAGUCACCGAUCUCGAUCAAGACGCGACUCCUGAAGGGUUGAUCGGUCACUACCUCAACAGCAUCGAGGAGCCGGAUGCAGCAGAAAACGAAGAACUACAUUUUCAGGUAAAGCAUAGCUUUCUGAAACAUGCCAGUACUGUCGCCGGGCUUCUCAGGGGAAUGCGAGAUGCUGACACGGUCGACACGUUACACGAAGCCGCUACCCAUUUUCGGACGUACUGUAUCAUCGCCGGAUGCGAUAAAAUCUAUGCGCGCUUCUUUCGGGGCUCGAGAAACCCGUCUGGCUCUCUGGCAACUACCGUGGGUACCGCGGCGACAGAGAACGAGACCACGCGGGAUCAGGUGAGACCAAGCAAACCGACAGAGGCAGACGAGAUACGAAGGCUUAAAGAAGUCAUGAAUGGCGACCGACGCAACUUUUACGACAUCUUAACAUACGACAUCUCCAGCUGUACUUCUCUCCACCAAGGCAUCGGCCCUUCAAUAUGGCUUCAGCCCCUAUCAGAACACUCGUUAGCACGACUGGGUCAAAUACUGCAGUUCCUUCGAGAUCAUGGAUGCCAGAAGGGUUUGGAGGACUAUCACCCAACAGAAUCCGACUGGUAUCACAAAACUAAGGACAGGGAAGCCUUUCAUCACAUUGUUCGCUCACUUGUUAGGGUCACAGCAGAGAAACUGGAUCACCUCAUCGCUGCCAAAAGAGCAUACCACACAACCAAAUUAGCGACGCAAAAGCUCAGGUCCGAAUUACAACAACGACGGGUCCGCGAAUUGUGCGAACUGGCACAAGAAUAUGAUCGCUGGGCAUCAAUUCUCGGCAUCCUUGUAUCAGAACUCCGGAAACAGUUACGCUGCCAUAUGGACUGGCUCGAAUACGAGUUCUGCGACAAGUACAGCGACAGCUUCACAGCGUCGCCUCUGUAUCCAGACGUCAAUGUUUGCAACUAUUCUCCCUCUCUCGGAGAACAUAUUCUAUGGGAAGCCGGCAUGGGACCCUACUACGAUGACGUCCGUCUCGGGCAUGAAGCGUUUGACUUGUCUGCUCUUGAUGAUUGGGCUCGUCUAGGUUGGUCGACGGCUGCGAUGAUAUACCUUGUCAACAUCACUGCCCAUUCUAAUGGCAUGUCUAAACUUGGACCAGACUUACCAAGAACCAACGUAACUGGCAGACCCCCACCAAUAAACGCAAAGACAACAAGUUUUCAGCUCGUCGAAGUCUCCGCCAACGACGAGGAUCAUGAAAAGCUGCCAUUGAAAGACCUGUUCCUCACCCUUACAAACAAGUGUUUCCAGCCAUUCACUGAGGAGGACCAGAGUCGAAUCUGGGGGCUGAUUAACAUGGAGCGUAGAGAAUCUGAGCCUCAAAGAGAAGAUGUCGAUGUGGAAACAAGGCACUUCAGCGGGGAAACCCAUCCCGAGGCCUACGCGAUUAGUUUCCACAUGCUAGCCAGUGCGAGGCGCAGGCUAGGCGCCAAGUUUACAGACGGGCAAGAGAAUGUUGUCUUUCCCCACAAAGAAGUGCUUGAUCUGUUCCAGGAGAACAUCACUAAUCUAGCGGCAACUGGGCGGUGUUGUACAGCUUGCGAUAGACUCCUCUGGUAUUACGGCAGGAGGUCAGGCUCUUGGGUCACGCACUCCGAAGAUCACCGUAUCUGGGUUCCAUGUUCUCUGCCUCCUUGGAUACCUCGAGACAUAGGCGAGUACAUGAUUGAGCUGGCAUACGACGAGUUGCAGUAUCGACUGCCAGAGAUGAUUGAUCAUUUCGAACUGACCAACGAUCUCUUCGAGGAGAGAAAAGCAAGAAAUAGUCAAAAGUAG